Messenger RNA from Gadus chalcogrammus (walleye pollock), 2718 nucleotides. It is a transcript of the gene zmat1, whose product is annotated as zinc finger matrin-type 1. The record is from RefSeq and is a predicted model, not a curated record. The coding region runs from base 63 to 2381 and encodes 772 amino acids. The transcript has 11 exons. Gene Ontology annotation, molecular function: zinc ion binding; nucleic acid binding. NCBI's taxonomy places the organism in Eukaryota, Metazoa, Chordata, Actinopteri, Gadiformes, Gadidae.
CCGCCUACUGUGGCACAUAAACCAAAUUGCGGAUGUGCGCAUUUUUCACAAUAUAGGGAAAAAUGGAGGGGCGCGUCUGUGCUACGCAACUCGCAGAGUCAGAUGAUAACACUUUGAGUAGUACCCCUUUCGCGGCCUCUUUAAACGAUGGUGACAAAUUAAUAAACACUAAAAUAAAAAGUGCCCAGACUAAAGGAAACCCGAGUGACCAGGACUUAAUGAAGGGUCUUCUUUCUGAUGACUACUGCCAUGUGUGUGACACUGUGCUCUUAUUUGAGCCUCACAGACAUUAUGAGGGAGAGAAGCACAACCAGAAAGUGAAGAUGUACCUGGAGAGCCAGAGGGCAGUGGGGACCAUGAGCAAAGACUCAGGAGAACUCAAGAAAGAUGUGCCGACACACAUAGAACUCUUCUGUAAGUUAUGCAACAUGAUGUUCUGCUCCCCGGUGGUGGCAAUGUCCCAUUUCAAAGGCAAGGUCCAUGCGCAAAACCUGCGUAGGCAACCCUUCGAACAAUCCAAAGAGUUGAAUCAGCCGGGCCUACCAACUCAUUCUGGCCAGACGCAGGCUUCAUACAACGUGAAGGCCGCAGUCUGCACCGCAGCAAACCCCGGGCAGGAUCUGAAGGACCCCAAUUACUGCGCACUAUGCUCUGCCCCUUUCAACAACCCCAAGAUGGCACUGCAGCACUACAACGGCCGCAAGCACCAAAGGAACAAAGCCAGGGCGAAGGUGAUGCAAGGCCUCGGAGAGGAUGCCCAGCAAGGUAACCCGAGUGACCAGGACCUAAUGAAGGGUCUUCUUUCUGAUGACUACUGCCAUGUGUGUGACACUGUGCUCUUAUUUGAGCCUCACAGACAUUAUGAGGGAGAGAAGCACAACCAGAAAGUGAAGAUGUACCUGGAGAGCCAGAGGGCAGUGGGGACCAUGAGCAAAGACUCAGGAGAACUCAAGAAAGAUGUGCCGACACACUUAGAACUCUUCUGUAAGUUAUGCAACAUGAUGUUCUGCUCCCCGGUGGUGGCAAUGUCCCAUUUCAAAGGCAAGGUCCAUGCGCAAAACCUGCGUAGGCAACCCUUCGAACAAUCCAAAGAGUUGAAUCAGCCGGGCCUACCAACUCAUUCUGGCCAGACGCAGGCUUCAUACAACGUGAAGGCCGCAGUCUGCACCGCAGCAAACCCCGGGCAGGAUCUGAAGGACCCCAAUUACUGCGCACUAUGCUCUGCCCCUUUCAACAACCCCAUGAUGGCACUGCAGCACUACAACGGCCGCAAGCACCAAAGGAACAAGGCCAGGGCGAAGGUGAUGCAAGGCCUCGGAGAGGAUGCCCAGCAAGCAAGAGGUCUUAUCUGUCAGGUGUGCAAUGCACGGUUCACCUCCAUGGAAAUGUAUCAGGCCCACAUGAAGGGGAACAAGCACCAGGUCAAGGAGAAGAAGGUGAUUGACCUGUGCAAGUCUCAACCAAAGGACUACAGCUCCUUUGCGGAUGAACUGGCCGACUACAUUCAGGUCCAGAAGGCUCGUGGGAUCAACACCCCGGCAGCCAGUCAGCUGACACCCCAGGGAGGCAAACAGAAGGACGGCGACAGCGCCGAAAGGGAUCCAAGGGACAGUGUACAUCACAGAAUAUAUGAACUGAACUGUCCCCCAGUCAUUGAGCCCCCAUCGUCCAAGCCCCUCUUGGGUCCGGGCUACCCGGCUGCUGGCUGGGGUCCUCCUCCAUAUCAGCCCGGUCCCUCCUUCCCUCACCCAGCGCUCUUCCCAAGCACAGGCGCCCGUUACCCCCCGAACCCUAACCGACCGGGGGCACGGAAGAGGCACAGCGAGCAGUCGAGCUCCUCGUCCUACUCCUCAUCGUCGUCCUCCUCCUCGUCAUCCUCCAGCAGUGACAGUGAGGAGGAGAAGAGGAAGGGGAGGAGACACAGGAGCGGGAGGGAAAAGCGGUUACGAGAACGGGACUCUGAGGAGGAGGUUUGGAGGGCGCAGCGACGGAAGAGGGUGAGGCGCAACCCCUCCCAGGAGAGAAGAGGAGGAGGAGGAGAGGAAGGCGGGAUCUCUCACACAGAGAGCAGCAGAAGGGGACGUCGAGAUCCCGUUCGGAGGCGAAGGCCGGAGAGGAGUCACGAGGAGUCUGUGGAGGCUGAAGGAGCAGAAGAGAAAGCGGUGGCUGUGAAAGACGUGAAGGCCAGGAAUCCUUCAGAAAUGCAGAAGGAACUGGUGGCGACGCACCCAGAGGCUCAGAAUACCCCUGAGCAAGCAGAGACACAAAUGGCCGUGCCCCUUAAACCCAAACCCAGGAAGGAGAAGAAGAAACAACGAGGGAUGGAGGACAAGCGGACGGAGGAAGAGAAGCUGUGGGAUGAGUCUAUGGGCCUGUUUUAGACGCCCAACUCUAACUUUUUAUCAAGCCCUCCCAACAAUAACAAUUUGACAAAUUUCAUGAAAAAGUUAUUAAUUUACUACUGUGUAAGAAGAUCCAGAAAGCCUUGUGUUGUCCAAGCAUCCUAGUUGGCUGGCUAGUUAUUUCUAUAAUUUGUAUUAAUUAAUGGAAAACCUUUGCUGUUUUUUUAAUACACCUCUUUUCUUGUCACAAUAAAGCUAUUUUUCUUUAUCAUAUUAGUUUAAGUAUAGUUGAUUGCACUGUACUACUCAUCCGUUUGCAUUUUCUAAUAUAUUAUUGGUUGUAUGUAAUUAAUAUCAUGUCAAAUAUAAGUAUUUG